GCUGCUGUAGUUUGCUGAGAGAAAAUAAACAUGUCACCCAGUGGUGUCAUAAAGUGAAGCUAGCUUUGAAGCGUUGUUGAUACAGAACAAUUAACAAAGAUGGAACAGUUGCUGCGUUUCGUUUCGUUUUGUUUAAUUCUUUAAGUUUAAUUGAAUAACCCACGAGAAAUUGAGUUACACUGCAAACGUUUUAAAGGGCAAUGAUUGCAACCUUGCUAGUGUACUUAGGUGUACUCUUUAGCUAGCUAAGUCACUUUUUAGGAGAGAACUACUCGAUUCCGUACCUUCACAGACGGAUAUUUUUAAACCCUUUUGUCACAAAAAAUGACAAAAGUACAUUUUGGUGCAUUUUUCUAUUUAAAAAAAUCACUACUUCUGCGACGUUUUAUUUUAAAAACGCUUAUUUUGAGCGUCCACACCGGAAGCCAAUGUGCAUGUGCGCGAAGGUAGCUUUAUGCUAGCUCCCCCCCUCCUCCGCAGUGCACUGACAAGCGGAGAAGUGGAGCUACUACACCGGAGGGGAGCCACCGUGGCUCGACUGUCUCGCCGGUUGCUGCUGCGACAUAACUGCUCUAUUGGCACGUCAUUUUGGAAUAACAACUGUAGCGGCUAAGCUUGUUGUUGUUUUUUUCUUUUUUUCCCGAAGGACCAGACGAAAACACUUGGGAUGGCGAGCCCGGUUGCGGAAAUCGGACAGUCUCAUCAGCAUCACCCAGCGACAGCGUCCGCUUUCCAGGAGGCUCAGAAAUGGAUCGAGGCUGUGACGGGAAGAUGCUUUGGUGACAAGAAUUUCAGAGGUGGUUUGGAGAAUGGAAUCCUGCUAUGCGAGUUAUUGAGCUCCAUUAAACCCGGCUCGGUGAAGAAAAUCAACAGACUUCCGACACCCAUCGCUGGCCUGGACAACCUUAGUGUGUUUCUGCGUGGAUGUGAGGAGUUGGGACUGAAGGGUUCCCAGCUAUUCGACCCCGGAGACCUCCAGGAUACCUCCAUACGGCCCACUGCCAAGGGGGGCGACUGCAGCCGAAAGCUCAAGAAUGUUCUAAUCACCAUUUACUGGCUGGGUCGGGCUGCCAACGGCUGCACCUCCUACAACGGGCCCACGUUGGACCUGAGGGAGUUUGAAGGCCUGCUGUCACAGAUGCGAAAGGAGGCGGAGGUGGCAGAGAGCCCCCAACGCAGCAUCCGGGACAGCGGCUACAUCGACUGCUGGGACUCCGAACGCAGCGACUCUCUUUCCCCGCCACGCCACGGCCGCGAGGACUCCUUUGACAGCCUGGACUCCUUCGGCUCACGCUCGCAACAAACCCCGUCGCCGGACGUCCUGGUGGCCCGCGGCAGCAGCGAUGGCCGCGGCAGCGACUCCGAGUCGGACGGCCCACCCCACAGGAAGACCCCCGACAUCCACAAGGAUGACAUGCUGGCCCGGCGGACCUCCGUGAGCGAGCUGCGGACCGCCAUGCCCUUCAACCAGUACCUGCCCAACAAGUGCAACCAGAGCGGGUAUGUGCCGCUGCCUCUGCGGAAGAAGAAGAGCGACAUGGAGGAGGGCGAUCGCAAGAGCUGGAGUACGGCCACCUCGCCAGUAGGAGGAGAAAGGCCUCUGCGGAGUGUGAGUAUGAUUGACAUGCGUGCCGAGGAGGACGCCGUCCUGCAGCCGCACAGUCAAGCGCGCCACGAGCUGAUGCAUAAUCAGUACAACAGGAUGAAGGAAGAGGACAGUCACUGGCAAGACGACCUGGCCCGCUGGAAAAGUCGGAGGCGGAGCAUCUCCCAGGACCUGAUCAAAAAGGAGGAGGAGAGGAAGCUGAUGGAGCAGCUCAUGUCCGGAGACACCUGCAUCUCCCACAGGAGGAGAAGCAUCAAGACCUACAGAGAGAUUGUAGAAGACAAGGAACGUCGUGAGGAGGAGCUGCGGGCAGCUUACAGGAGAGCCAGAACCCCGGAGGAGGCGUCCUUCAUCCUCCAGCGCUACGCCCAGCGCUUCUCCAUCAGCGAGGCCGUGCUGGAGCGCCUUCAACUGCCCAAGCUCCUGGACCGCAGCAUCUCGGCUGACCCGUCCAUCGCUUGCUUACCCAUCUCCCUCUCGCCGUCACCGACCACCCCCUCGGACACGGACCCCAACGGCCCUAUGAAGUAUCUGAGGCAGCAGUCCGCCCCGGCCCCUAGGUUCAUGUCUAUGCUGGAGGCACGGGUCGACGAGUUCCCCAGAGACACGCCCCACCGGCCGCAGAUCCGCGCACGCUCAUCUGAGCCACCGUCCAAUCGGGCGCUGCCGCCCAAGCCAGUGCCUUUGCUGAGCCCCAAGCCUUACUUCCAGUCCUGGCCCUCCACGCCGGAACCCUGGUCCAGCAAGCCUGAUGGUUUGCUCCGGGUCAACGGCAACACGGAAGGGGAUCCCGAUGCUCCCAUCACGCCCGAGAGCCCGGGAAGGGAAUCCUCUCCGGUCUUCCUACCGUCCUCCCUGAAAACAGACAAGCCCAAGACCUGCGAUGCUCCCUCGCCCGCCCACGGCAGCAGCAGCGCCUCCACUGGGAGCCCAGCGUCCACACAUGCCUGUGCCAAGUCGUCGUCCGACGCUGACGUCUCUCUUCGGGACGUCCAGUAUGACAAGGUCACUCGGCACUCGAGGCCGCCGAGCCGACCCACUUCACUGCCAGCGGAAUUGCAGAAGCCAGAGGGAAGCUUUGGGAAAAGUGGAAGCCAGUCAGCAGCUGCCCCAGUGGAGGAAAAGUGGGAGGAAGAACGCCAUCAAACACCUGCAGAGGCCAAACAGGAAGUGGUGCCAUCGUGUCAAAGCAUCUCUAUCGGGGACCAAUCGGGUUUUGGCACGCAGUCAACAACCUCACAGACGAGCAUGCACAGUCACCUGGAGAGGAGCCACCUGAAGAAAGAGGAAGUAGCAUCUUUAUCUGCUGCGAGUACAACAGCAGGCUUUACAAACACUCUCCAGUCUCCUUUGACAAGCAGCAACCCAAAUUUACGCUGGGAGUUCUUUGCAGAAAAGGGGGAGAAGGACCUCAGCAGCAACGUGUCAAUCCCGGUGUCACCUCAGGCCCGGCGGGCUGACCGCUGGUCCUGGGACCCGGACGAGGAGCGUAAGCGUCAGGAAAGGUGGCAGCAAGAGCAGGAGCGUAUGCUGCAGGAGAAGUACCAGCGGGAGCAGGCGAAGCUGAAGGAGGAGUGGGAGAAAGCUCAAAGGGAGGUGGCGGAGGAGGAAAGGAGGUACCACGAGGAGGAGCGUCGGAUACUGGAAGAAACGGUCGCUCCUCUGACUCCGUCGCCCGGCCGCACCGAGCUCUCGCCAGACUCCGAGGAACCCCAGGACACCAUCGUGCGUUCCCUGGCAGACUGGGAACGCAAGCAGGAGCGACUGCAUUCGAAGGGAAGCGCAGAGAGCGGCGAGUGGCGGCGACGGGAGAACGACAGGACGAGUGACAUCAGCACCGCCGAUGACAGUUUCAAGACGGGCAGAAGCUCAGAGAGUCACAGCAGCUGUCUACAAAAUGGUCAGAAAGUUCCCCAAAUACCCAAAAGCUCGGCGGUAGACACCAACAGGCCUGCAGGAGAACGCAGGAGUGUCCCCACUGGUAAUAACGUGGGUCACGGCUCAUCAAAGUCCCCGGCCGCAUGUCCCCCGCCUGGCGACACCAUGCCUCCAUCCAACAGGUCCGUCAGCGGGAAGAAGCUGUGCUCCAGCUGUAGUCAGCCUUUAGGGAAGGGGGCGGCCAUGAUCAUCGAGACGCUUAGCCUCUACUUCCACAUUGACUGCUUUAAGUGUGGUGUGUGUAAGGGACAAUUAGGAGACACGUCCACGGGCACGGACGUCCGGAUCAGAAACGGCCUCCUCAACUGCCACCAUUGCUACAUCCGCUCCCGCUCGGCUGGACAGCCCACCACCUUGUGACGCCUCCACCGCCUCCAAGCCGGCCCUGCCCCCCUCCUCCAAGCCGGGAUUUGAAGCCCGAUGUCCUGCAAAGCCCCGUCCUCCGCCUCAUCACGUAUCCAUACAUUUCUUUGUGUGUCGCUCACACACAGUCCACAUUCAUAAGAAUAAUAUUCAUGUUUUUACCAAGCACAAUCUUAUUUCCCGUAGACAGGAAGUGCACCGCAUCACGGCUUUAUUUGAUUUUACAUACACCCUUGAAAUGACAUCAAAUUCACGGAUAUGAUUAUGCAAAUGACCCAUUGCAAAGUGCAAUACUAUGAAUGUCACACAUCAGAUUGUACACGUCCUGCAUAGGCCGGCGUUCUCUUCUUAACAUGUACGUUAUUCCCUAAUCCCAUUGUUGACAAAAAUGCCUUUCAAUGUGGGAAGAAGGGAAUAGUAUGCACAUUCUCCGCUGACUUGGAAUGUGGAGUCAUGAGGGCAAUAAGUGGACAGGCGAGUUUUUGGGAAAACUGUAAUGUGCCUUAGGAACCAAACGGACGACGACGACGCGGGAAUGAAACGUUGCGUUAUUUCACGUUGUUGCACGGAGGAAAGGGAGCAAAAGUGUCCCGUCAUGCCUCAGUGAUUUGCAGUGAUUGAUUUGUGGUAUAAUAUUCACUCCACCAUAUUUUAUGAUCAUAUUCCAUCUCUAUGUUCUUUCCUAUAUGAGGGCUCAUUGAUCGAUAUUAGCAGAGAUCAUAUAUCAAACGUGUACCAGCAGCAGUUGUGCAACAUUUCUAACGAGUUCCUUCAUUUUUUUUUUUUUAGGCCAGAGUGUUGUGGACGUGUACACAAAUCAAACCAAAAAAAAAUAAAAAAAAUAAAAAAAAAAAGCAAUAGCCCUUCAUGGUCCCAAUAGAGCCAAGCUUUCCUCUUCCGGUGUUCCUCUGCUUCUCCUCUUUUUUUUUUUUUUUUGGAGGCUGCUUCUUAGCUGCAGACUCAACCGUGGACCUGUGAGGCGGCCUCGGCGUCUCAUGUGCAAUUUUAUUGCAAUACUCACCUGAACUAUACGACAUGUAGAUGUAUUUUAUUCAUUUCACGUGGCAGUGCAUUUAAAACAGGACUGGAUGUUUAUAAAUAAAACAUU
Messenger RNA from Doryrhamphus excisus (bluestripe pipefish), 5015 nucleotides. The record is from RefSeq and is a predicted model, not a curated record. Lineage: Eukaryota; Metazoa; Chordata; Actinopteri; Syngnathiformes; Syngnathidae.